This is a messenger RNA of Colletotrichum navitas, 490 nucleotides long. RefSeq lists its product as uncharacterized. Bases 1 to 471 code for a protein of 156 amino acids. The transcript has a single exon. The record is from RefSeq and is a predicted model, not a curated record. Lineage: Eukaryota; Fungi; Ascomycota; Sordariomycetes; Glomerellales; Glomerellaceae.
AUGGCUAUCCUCAAGCCCGUCACUCGCCCCGCCAGCUCCAUCCGCGUUGAACGCACACCCGAGGACAAGAAGGGUCCUCUCAAGCCCUCUGGCGGCGGCAUCAAGAAAACCUCGGCCAAAGCUUCAUCAAGCAGUGCCCUCUCAUCCUCUCGUCCAAUCACCGGCCCACUCUCUGGUCCCAUCUCUAGUCCACACACGGGCCCAUCAUCCACCGGCUCGUCUCCCAAUCUCUCAAAAACCACCAAGACGUCCCAGACAGCCACCAAGGCCGUCCAGCAACCCAAGAAGCCCAAGACGGUCAAUGUCUUGCGCAACGUUCGACGCAGCAAGAAGCUGGUCAAAGCCGGGUCCAUCCCCGGGCUGAUGCCAAUCUCGAGCUUCGGGUCGAUCGCCUCCGCAAUGCGGGCUACUCUCGCGGAGACUCAAUUGAGAGAAAAGCAAUCCUCCGGUUGUUCUCAGGUGACGCAGUAAAUAAUACUGGCAUGGAGCA